Bathycoccus prasinos is the source of this 1479-nucleotide messenger RNA. RefSeq lists its product with no specific name. The record is from RefSeq and is a predicted model, not a curated record. The transcript has a single exon. Gene Ontology annotation, cellular component: chloroplast inner membrane. NCBI's taxonomy places the organism in Eukaryota, Viridiplantae, Chlorophyta, Mamiellophyceae, Mamiellales, Bathycoccaceae. Gene Ontology annotation, biological process: plant organ development. Bases 1 to 1479 code for a protein of 492 amino acids.
AUGGAGUGUUGCGGAAUCCGCAAUCAGUUGAAUGUUACAACGUGUGGCCCAUCCACGCGUAGCUCGUCGUCGUCGAUUAAAACUUCGGCGCUUCAAAGCAAACGAAUCAGUUGGGAAAAAUCAUCGAAAAAAGGAGCCGUAUCCUGUUAUCCAUCAUCAUCAUCAUCAACAACAACAACAACAACAACAGGAACAAGGAGUAAUCAGAGUUGCAACAGCUGGAACGCAUCUUUGCCCUCCUCUUCGCGCGCAUUCGCGAUGGGAUCAGUCUCGCUUUCGUCAUCUUCAUCAUCAUCUUCGUCAUCUACCGCUCGCGCGUUUACUUAUUUUUCAGAAGCAGAACUCAGCGGGGGCAAGGUGAGGGAGAAGAAAUCUGGCUUCGAGCCUGUCGCGGAUAGCGGUAACGGCGGUGGUGACAACAACAACGGUAAUGAUAACAAUAACAAUGGUGGUAAUGGUGGUAGUAGCGGCGGUAAUAGUGGAAAUAGUGAUGACAGCGAAGAGAACGAGAAUGAAGCCGAUAAUAAUAGCAGCGCUCUUUCAAUAUCGGCUUCUUCUUCAACAGACGGCUCGAUUCCAACAUCAAAAGUCGAACAGCUGUGUAAAGAACACAAAGCGCCUUUACCUGAGGAUAUGCUCACUAUGAUUCGAACGUCCAAUGGCGUUUCUGCUGCUGUUCUGAUGCGUUGGUUCGACCUCGCGAACUCGAAAUCUUUCUUCAUGAAGCACGUGGUAUCAAAAUUUGCGUUUUUUCGUAACCGAGCGUUGAUGGAUGCGAGUUUCAGUCGUCGGCUCUUUACAGAUAUCUCGAUUGAUGUUGCCUUAUUAUCAUUCAUAGAGUUUAUGAGAGUGCGCGCGAGAUCACCGUCGUUGUCGUCGUCUUCAUCGUCAUCCUCCAAGAAUAGCAAAAAGAAUAGCAUCAACAACAAUAAAAAGAUGUAUAAGAAGUCGGGAGGAGCAGGACCCGCCCCGCCUUCUUUUUGGGACGAGUGGGAAUUUUUCGCGUGUGAUAUUCUCGCGGCUAUCGGCAUGAACGCGGCUAUUGUGAGCUUAGUUUCACCGGCUAUCCGCACAAGAGGAUCGAUCGGUCUGAACGCGUUCACGGCAACGCGAAAACGAGGUAGAUCCGUAGCGUUUCUCACGAUCUCGGCACAAGUUGGCGUGUGUUGCUAUGCCAUGGGAUUUGUCAUGCAAACGUUGGCGGAAGUUUUAUACGACGCUCGAACGUCUUCAUCUUCGUCUUCUUCAAUUGGAGAGGGGAAGAUGGCGACGGCUCAACGAGUCGGGAAGCACUUUGGUUCGUUUGCAGCGACGAGCUCUUCUCCGCGACAGCACGCCGUGCUCGCAGUUGAACGAUACGUAGAGAAAAAGGUAGCCGGGGCCGCGAUGGUGACAACAUCUGUGGUCUUGCGCGCAUCCAACUCCGUAUUCGGUAGUCGAGAAUUUCAAAAGCAGCAGCGACAACAUAUUGUUGCGUAA